GCCGCGCCUCACCUCACCUAACGUGGAGUUGUCAGUCGCAGCUGAGCCGCGGAGCAGCGCGGACAAAAGCCCAAGAAACACUCAACUCAAGACCAGCUUGCCGCGUCGUGCUGCACCCGGUUCCAGUUGACGCGCGCCGCGAGCGAGUCGCAUGCACAGGACACCCGCGGCCGCACGCCGCCCCUCGCUCAGGAUAUAAAGGAUUACGCCCGAGCAGCGAGAGUGUUUUUGUUGUUCUUCCCGUCCGAGUAUCCUUCACGCUCGGCUCGCCGGUCCGUCUUGCCGCGGCCUGGACGAAAGGCGGCCACGCGCGAUAACCCAGAGGCUUUGCCCUCAUUGACAUCGGCUCAAUAUGGCGUCUGCGCUGAUGUCCACCGUCAUGGAUGUGGAGUGCUGGCUCGCCUACUCGUGGGUGGAUUGUGCCUAGUUACACUGUAGUGCAGGUUUUUCCUUGUGCGCGCGAUACGAGCUGUCACUUGGAAUUCCCCCUAGUUCCGCUUUUAGUUGUCUUCUUGGAUUGUUAACGACGCCGUUUCCUUUGGGCGGAUUCUGCAGUCAUGGCGGAUAGCGGAUUCACGGCCCGAGAUAUUGGGCUUCGUGCCCAGAAGAAGAUUUUGAGUCGCAUGGCGUCUAAGAAUGUUGCUCGGGUGUUCAUAGACGACACAACCUCCAGCCUGUUAGACAACCUAUACCGCCUCGCCAAAAGCUACUCGAACAACAAGAAGGAGGCUGAGAAGCUAGUGAAGAAUAUAAUCAAAGUCGUCAUCAAGCUAGGCGUCCUGUACCGCAAUGGGCAGUUUAGCGCGGACGAGAUGAAGUUGGCGGAGAGAUUUAAGAGCCGUCUGCACGCCGCCGCCAUGGCGGCUGUCAGCUUCCAUGAGGUCGAGUUCAGCUACGACGUCCACUACCUGCUGUCGGCGCUCAACGACUCCAAAGCCGCCCUGCAGCAGCUCGUCGCCAGUCACCUCACAGACAAGAGUAUGACGCGUAUCGAUCACGUGUUCAGCUUCUUCGCCAACCAGCAGUUCCUGGACGCCAUUUUCCGUCGGGACAGCGCACACCGAGAGCACCUGUCCAGACUUGUGCACGACAUGAACAAGGCCAUGGACGAGGGCUCCGUGUAAGACAGGGGACAGGGACAAAACAUUUUGGAAGUUGUAAAUAUGUAAUUACUAAAACGAAAGAAAACAAAAUAGAGAUUUAUAUGUAUAAAAUCAAGAGUUUUAUGGGUAAUGCAGAAGUAGAGAGGAGAAUGGGUGUGAAAUGUGGGUAGUUUCAAACUUCUCCCAACUGAGGAAAAGACUAGUCUUUGUUCUGAUGUCGUUUUGCAUAUUCGCUUCAUGCAAUUAAUUUAUUAUGAUUAUAAUAACCUGUAAAAAGUUUCUACGUUCACAAAGAAACCUUCCAACAGUCGAAGAUGAUGAAUAAAUUAUAUAAUAAUGAGUACAAUGUUGUGAUGAAACAAAUCUGUAACUGAAUUACAGAAUUUGUUUUAAAUUUCAUUAACCACCGAGGAUCAUGGUUUGAUCCCAAGUGGGUAGGCAACCCGCCCGACGCUCGUCCAGACGGUACCCUCGUUAUUUUCAUUACGGACACUACGCUCCGCGCAGGGAACUCCGUUUGGCGGGGGCCGGGCCUAGCUUGGCGUCCCGGCGGCGUUUGGUCACUGUAAGUCACUUCGCAUACUAAGGCUUCCGGCGAAGAGACCUGCGGCCCUAGAGAUUUGCUCCUUGGACAUAAGAAAAGAAUGUAACGGGGCAACACCGUGACUACACCCCACCCUUCUGCUUCGCUAAAGAAUAAUAAAAACAAUAAAAAUAUGAACAAGCGCAGUUUUUAGCUUGUAUUGUUUGUCAAACAGCCUUAAAA
Messenger RNA from Frankliniella occidentalis (western flower thrips), 1869 nucleotides. It is a transcript of the gene sigmar, whose product is annotated as tumor necrosis factor alpha-induced protein 8-like protein. Bases 558 to 1124 code for a protein of 188 amino acids. Lineage: Eukaryota; Metazoa; Arthropoda; Insecta; Thysanoptera; Thripidae. Gene Ontology annotation, cellular component: cytoplasm. The transcript is spliced from 6 exons. The record is from RefSeq and is a predicted model, not a curated record. Gene Ontology annotation, biological process: regulation of apoptotic process.